UAUGGUUGUUUCACUGAAAAUGAUAUCUGUAUCAUCAUUGCGGUCCGGUAUUGAUAGGACAGUAGUCGUCGCCUUAAUGUGGCGUAAGCCUCUCACGAAAAGAAGCUAAUUAAAGAAUUUUAAGAGAUCGAUGUGUUCGCCAAUAUAACAUAGCAUUUCUUGCGCAGUUUUAUUUUGCUGGUUGUUUUGCAUAGCGUCCGAAAUGUGUUCUUUAUGGGAUUACCUGUCGAGAUUUUUGUAGGCCAUAGAGACAGACACAAAGGAAAAGCGAGAACUGAUAAGAAUUUUCGGGGCACACUUGGUUAAGUAUAUUGAUAUAAACAAAGUCUGUCUAAUCCAGAUCUAGUUAACUGAAUUGUAUUUAGUUUGUCGGUGUCUACCCCGUUUCGAACAUGAUAGAAGAUAUGAAAUAAAAGCACGUAAAAUGCCUCGUUCAACUUUGGAUUUUAAAAUUAGAAUGACUUCAGUUGGUCGGGGCCGUGGAAGAGUGGCGUAUACCGCCCCACUGCGACGUCCUGGCCAGCCUGCUAAUGCACCAGACUAUGUUCAGACUAUGAACGCACUAAUGUCAGAUGUGGACUAUGCGGAAACCAUGCUGGAUUAUGUGGAAAAGCAAGUGAUUGCAGCAUGCUCAUCCGUUACUGCAACUGAAGAGGUUGUGGACACUAUAUACAACAUUAGCAUACGAGACCGUAACUUUGGAAGAGUUGGCGGAGCUGUUCUGGCCAGGCUAACAGGGACGGAACUGGAAGGCUUCAGAAAGACUGUGCUGAACAGGUUGCAGUCUGACUAUGAAGAUCGGGAGAAGAUGUUGGCAGCAGACGGUGGAGCCAAGUUGAUGAACUUUGUGUGCCUGCUGGGUGACCUGUACCACAAGGUGGUGCUGAGGAAUGGGCUGCCGCUCCGAGUCCUGGCUGCCCCGCUGGCGACCUGCCUCGGCAUGGUGCUUGGGCGCAGCGCUUCCAAGAUUGAGAUCUUCACGCAGCAGAUGGUGAUGAAUGGAGAGAAACUGCAGCUACAUGCAUCAGACGAUAUAGCUCAGCUAAUGAUCCGCGCACGGGAACUGCUGAUGGGACAGCCCCCACUAGAAAACAGCAGUGCCUGGUACAUACUUCUCUGCAUCGACCUGGAGGCUCGCAAAUAUACGGCUCUCCCGGACCACUUGCUGUCACUCUACGAGUCCAAUAUAGCAUCUAAGCAAAUUAUCUCACUUCUCAAGAAGCUUAAAUCUGAUUCGUAGUAUACAUUUAUUUUGUUGAACAAAAUUUGUGCGCUGUGAAUAUAGUGUUUAAUGUACACCACAGGGAAACACUGAGGAGCCUAUAGCAGUGUGUGCUAUACACCCUGUAGGAUUAGAGGUAAUAGUACUUCUUUGGAUUGUCAAAGAAGGCUGUUCUUGUUGUGACUGAAAUAUUGUUGGCAGCUGCAACGAGUUGCUGAGUAUUGUAUUAUUUUUAUAAUGUAUUUAUUCUAUAUCUCAAGUACUGAAUGGUAUUUGAAAAACAAAGUAUUGUAGCCUGUAUGAUAUUUGCAUUCUGUUUGUUGCCAAGAAUAUUGUCAGGUACUUGUAUCAGUCUGUAAUUUGCAGUGGAAGCUGACUCCAAUAAGAGGUAGAAACAUACGACAGAUUGAAAUAAUUAAUGAGUAUGUUGUCAGCAGACAGACACCAUGACCAUGCAAUUCAUAGAGAAAGUUCUAAAUUUUUAUUUCUAGGAUAUGCCCCUGAGAGACUGAGCUAUCAGAAAAAUUACGUGAAACAAAUACACAAACAACAACAACCACUAACAGUACCGAAUGCAUGUAAGACGGAAGCUAAAUCUUUAAUCACAUAAGAUUACAACAGAAACUCUCACAGGCAUUGUUAUCUGAAUAUUGGUGACAAUGGUUUUCACUGCAUUAAUCUUGAUCAAUAUCAACAAAAAAUAAACAUGUCAGUCACACAGAUGAACAAUUAUAACUAGGUUGGAAUUACAAAAGACCAAUUAGAGAAAUUAACAGUAUGCAUCAUGGAUGUGGAAAUGAAUCUGUUAUUUUGUUUCUUGGUACUGAACACAUUGCAAUGCUUUCAGCUUACACUUACUGCAAAAUUCUUACCGAAGUGGUGGACUUCAGCCGUUUCCUCCAAUAUUUGUUGUCUCUAGCUUGACAAACUUCUACAGAGCAACACUCUUCUUGUGUUUAUGAUACAAGUAGUCACAUCCUAUUAUCUAUGCAUGCAGAAUGGUAAGUCAUUAUUUUGGGCAGUGGCAAAUGAUCAUUUGAAGCAGGAAGAUUGUGUUAUGAAUACAAAUAUUCUAAAUGGUUUUCAGGAUUUCAUGUGCACCCCCCUGCCCUCAGUAAAGUGCAUUUUUUGUUUUGUAUAUCCUCUUUCUUCAAACAUCUGUGCUCCAAAUAUAUUUGCUACCAUGGUGAGUUUGUAGCUGAGCCACACAUUUCACAUUGGUUUGCAGAGUAUGGACAUGGAUAUCAACCUUUAUUUAUUUAUUUACUUUUUUGCACAACUACUGUAUGAAUGCAAAUGUAACAGGUCACCAUUUCACUGCGUAGGUGGUCACUAAAAAUGUGAAAACACAGUGUGUAUUUACGCGUACAAAGAAUGACUCAUACUUCUAGCAUUUUACCCAAGUGUGGGUUGCGGGAGAGGGGGGGGGGGGGGCAGGACUCCUCAGCAGUACUUUCCCUAACUGGUGCAUUGGUUGUGGCAUUACCAUUACCUGCCACCUGGAUCUCCUACUUAUUUUUCUCUUUAUGGGAUCAGGUGAACGUUUAAAUCCACAAAGGAAAUGAUAUAUAGGAGAUAAACUGAUACGUUGCAUCACAGACAUGACUGUACUCUUAUCUCAGUACAGAGAUGCAUUGCACAAAAUGCAAUGAAAGCCACAGUGGAUUCCAUAAAAACUUAGCUUGAACAGUAGAAAACCUGUAACCUGAAAAAUAAUCAAUUACAACAAACACAAAUAAAAAAAUAAAACAAUUGCAUAAUGAUAAGUGUUUUCUGAGGACUAAUCUGAUUCAGAGCAUAUGCCUAUAAGGAUAUUUUUGCUUCAAAUUACCAUUUUUAUCAGCUCCCAGAAUACUGACCUAUCCUUAUGGGAUACUUUGUUGUUGCCUCCUUGUAAGUGGCAACAAUGCUGUGUAUUCGGAACAUGUGGUAACUCUUAAGGUUUGGAAACACAUCUGGUCAUGUGUAUGCCACACACAAAUGAAUACCAUGUGUUUGUGAACUGGCAGCUAGGAGUGUGUUAGAAAGUGUUCCUGGUCUUUCUCUGAGGAGGAAGGAAUUUAUUGAAAUUUAACAGUAAGAAUAUUACUUCUCCAUGGCAGAACACUGGUAAGACAUAUCAUCUGGUUGGAGCUAGAGAGAUUCUGGCUUAUUUGGUCAUUAUUAAUUAACCUGUCAGUCAGUGAUUGAUGUAACAGUCAGCUUGUGUUGUUAAACACCCAUUACUGGUAAAUCUGGGGACUAAUUUGAAGUAUACCUCUAUGAUAUACUUCUGAAUUCUUAUUGUGUGUGUAAUAAAACUACUUACAUUUACAAAUAACUUAAUAACUACCCCCUUAUCUUUUGAAGACCAUUACAGCAGACUUGUGUGCCAUAUUUAGUGAAUUUUCUCAGCUGCAGUUUUAUCACAAGAGUAAACUACAUCACAACAACUCGUGAAAUGACCCGCAUAUCUUUAUAUCUGAAGUGAAAUGAUCUGUCCAGUUAAUGGACUUAAAACAUAAAACAGAUGAAAUACAAGUCAUAUAAUAGUAUGGCUGGUUCCUAUUAACAGAACCGCAGCUGCCUGUUUUAAAUGCAACUUUUAAAUUAUAAAGGCAUAUAACCAACAUCAGACUUUUACACUAAUACAUACAUGAUAACAUCAUUAAAUUAACAGCGAGCAAUGAGUUAAUAUAACUAAUUAAUGAGUGAUUGUUCUUGUCAGGUGCCUUGGUUACUGAAGUGUUAAACAUAAUUAUCAAGUUGUUGAAUCAUGUGUGAAACAUUGUAUUCUGAAAACAUAUUUUGAUGGUGGUGUUCUGAUGCUUCUGUGAGAUUGUAAGGGCUAGACAGUGAUCUGUUCAGAUGUUAUAAUUCUGUUGUUUUGUUUAUGACUUGUUGUAAUGUUGAAUGUUGUAUUUAUUGAAAGAGGAGAAGUAAUUAUUGUUAGAAUAAUUUGAAUAAUUGCUGUGGCAUUUUGUAGUUUCUUUUGGGGGUUAAUAAGAUGGGCCAUUGAAUUACUUCACUCAACUGCUUUGCAGAAAACAUUGCAUCAUUCCAGAAAUACUUUCCCACCUCUGCAAAGUGUGUGGAAAAAUCGAAGCAGCCAUCCAGUUACUCAAAAUAAUUUAUUUAUUUCUCAGAGGUCGUGCCACUAAAGAUUCACGACUUAACUACAUCAAAAUAGUCAUUUUUCUGCUCAUUCUUGAGUGUCAUAAAUAGUGUGAUCAUUCUUUUGUAACUGAUUGGUGUCUAAUUGUAUAUGACUUUGUACUGUUGACUGUGUUAGUUAUGCAAGACAUUUGUGGCCUCCAUUGUUUUUAUGGUAUGCUUUUAAGUGUUAUUUGUACUAUUAUUAAACUUUUACAACUAUUUUUCAUGUCUUAAAUCUAUUCUUAUCAAUUUUUUUUAAAAAUUAUGAUGUUCUGAUUAUCCUCAAGACAACUUAACUUUCCAGUUUGAAUGUAGAUUACAGUAUACACUAAAUUACUUCACUAUAUAUGCUGGAGAAGGACAAUCAUGAAAUAUUUUUUGCUUGGUGUGUAGAAUGUCUACAUAGAAGUUUCUCACAAAGAUAGAAAUAAAGCAAAGGAAUGUGAUAGUUUAAAAUCCUGAAGGAGAGGGGUACCAUGAAAUCUUAACAAAAGAAACAAAAAAAAAGGCCACUCCCUGUAUAAUGCAGUGUUGAGCUAUAGUAGGCACAUAAAUAAGUUGAUCAUAUUUCCAAAUUUAUGUUGUUGAAUUGGGAGUGGGUAAUACUUAAAAGCACAAGAUUCACUGCGUUUCGCUCAGAAAAAUUCACUUGUGCUUAUGGCAGUAGCAAUAUUCGUCAUUAAUUACUGCUGAGGUUAGCUUCAGUUUUUGGCUGUAACGUUUCAGAGUUGGUUAUCUUUAUUUUCAUCAAGGUAUGUACCAUAGUGGUGCAUAGUAAUAAAAUAAAGGCAGUGUGUGCUGACAACUGAGUGCAGCUAUAGUUAUGUCUUAGCGCUAGGAAACUGUGUAAAAGAAAGAGCGCCUAUGAAACGUAAAUUAUGUGAAUGACUGGUGUAAAUUAUUGUAAAAUAAGAUAAAUAUUUUUCAGUCUUUGCUAUCCAGUAGUGACACAUCAUGCAAGAUGAACAAUGGACCCAAUAAACAUAUUUUCCAAGUAA
Schistocerca cancellata (South American locust) is the source of this 5355-nucleotide messenger RNA. RefSeq lists its product as uncharacterized. Gene Ontology annotation, molecular function: translation activator activity. Gene Ontology annotation, biological process: regulation of translational initiation. NCBI's taxonomy places the organism in Eukaryota, Metazoa, Arthropoda, Insecta, Orthoptera, Acrididae. The record is from RefSeq and is a predicted model, not a curated record. Bases 425 to 1240 code for a protein of 271 amino acids. The transcript is spliced from 5 exons.